AUGAAAUCCGCCAUCCUCCACGCCCUCAUCAUCGCCGGCGCCUCGGCCGCUGCGGUGCAGAAGCACAAGCCCAACACCACACCCAAACGCCAAUCCGGCACGACGCUCAUCCCCAACACGUGUUUUGAUGAUUACUCGAGCCUGGAGGAGUACUUCAACUACUUGUACCCGUGGGGCAGCGACCACAACGGGUCGGCGCGCAUGCAGGGCGACAGCGACGACCACGAGUACAUCGCCAUCGACCCGGCGGGCCAGCUGACCAUCACGGCGAAACCCGUCUCCGGCCAGCCCGACACCAGCGGCGGCCUCGCCAUCAACUACCUGUCCGGCGCCGUGCACGCCAAGCAGCAUUUUGUUGUUGAGGCGGGUGGUGGGCUCGACUUCUCGGCGUCUUUCCUGGCGACGACGGAUCGUGGCACCUGGCCCGCGUUCUGGUUGACGGCGACGGAGGGCUGGCCGCCGGAGAUUGAUAUGGCUGAGUGGAAGGGCUCGGGCGACAUCUCGUUCAACACGUUCAACACCAGCUCCGAGGUCACGGCCAAGGACGUCGAGUACCCCUCCCCGACCGAGUUCCACGACAUCAAGGCCGAGCUGCGCGACGAGAACGGCAGCGACGUGUCCAUCAACUUUUACAUGGACGGCCAGCUCAUCACCACCCAGGUCGGCAAGGGCUACGUCGGCGCCGGUUUCUGGCUCAUCAUCAACUUGCAGAUGGAGGGCUCUUCGGGCUCCCCGGGACCGACGACCGACACGGUGUACGCAGUGAAGAACCUUGAGGUUAUCAGCUACAACCCGUAG
Messenger RNA from Lasiodiplodia theobromae, 798 nucleotides. RefSeq names its product Glycoside hydrolase family 16. Gene Ontology annotation, biological process: carbohydrate metabolic process. Bases 1 to 798 code for a protein of 265 amino acids. NCBI's taxonomy places the organism in Eukaryota, Fungi, Ascomycota, Dothideomycetes, Botryosphaeriales, Botryosphaeriaceae. The transcript has 4 exons. The record is from RefSeq and is a predicted model, not a curated record. Gene Ontology annotation, molecular function: hydrolase activity, hydrolyzing O-glycosyl compounds.